AUGGUGAACUUCACUGUCGAGCAGAUCCGUUCCAUCAUGGACAAGAAGGGCAACAUCCGUAACAUGUCCGUUAUUGCCCACGUCGAUCACGGCAAGUCGACCCUGACUGAUUCGCUGAUCGCCGCAGCUGGUAUCAUCGCCACCGCGAAGGCCGGAGAGGCCCGCUUCAUGGACACCCGCGCCGACGAGCAGGAGCGUUGCAUCACCAUCAAGUCCACCGGUGUGUCGCUCUACUACGCCCUGCCCGACCAGAUCGAGACCCCCAAGUUCGCCGACGGUCGCGACUUCUUGAUCAACUUGAUCGAUUCGCCCGGCCACGUCGAUUUCUCGUCCGAGGUGACGGCUGCCCUCCGUGUGACCGACGGUGCCCUCGUGGUCGUCGAUUGCGUCGAAGGCGUGUGCGUGCAGACCGAGACCGUGCUCCGCCAGGCCCUCGGUGAGCGCAUCAAGCCCGUGCUCAUGGUGAACAAGAUGGACCGCGCCCUUCUCGAGCUCCAGCUCGACCAGGAGGAGGCCUACCAGUCGUUCGCCAAGACUAUCGAGACGGCAAACGUGAUCAUCUCGACCUACCACGACGACGCCCUCGGUGACGUCCAGGUCUACCCCGAGAAGGGCACCGUCGCCUUCGGUUCGGGCCUCCACGGCUGGGGUUUCACCCUGUCCAAGUUCGCCAACAUGUACGCCAAGAAGUUCGGCGUCGAGAAGGAGAAGCUCAUGACCCGUCUCUGGGGCGAGAACUACUUCGAUGCCAAGGCCAAGAAGUGGAAGAAGUCCGCCACCUCGGAGGAGGGCAAGCCGCUCAAGCGCGCCUUCUGCCAGUUCGUGCUCGACCCCAUCUACCGUCUCUUCCACUCGAUCAUGAACCACGAGAGCGAGAAGGUCAACAAGAUGCUCGGCUCGCUCGGCAUCGUGCUCAAGGGUGACGAGAAGGACCAGGUCGGCAAGCCCCUCCUCAAGACCGUGAUGAAGAAGUUCCUCCCGGCCGCCGAUGCGCUCCUUGAGAUGAUCGUCCUCCACCUGCCGUCGCCGGCCAUCGCCCAGAAGUACCGUGUCGACGUGCUCUACGAGGGUCCCCUCGACGACGAGUGCGCCACCGCUAUCCGCAACUGCGAUCCCGAGGGUCCGCUAAUGCUCUACGUCUCGAAGAUGAUCCCGACCUCCGACAAGGGCCGUUUCUACGCCUUCGGUCGCGUCUUCUCCGGCAAGUGCUCCACCGGCCAGAAGGUCCGCAUCAUGGGUCCCAACUACCAGCCCGGCAAGAAGGACGAUCUCUUCAUCAAGAACAUCCAGCGUACCGUGCUCAUGAUGGGCCGUUACACCGAGCCCAUCGAGGACUGCCCGUGCGGUAACACCAUCGGUCUCGUCGGUAUCGAUCAGUACCUCCUCAAGUCCGGUACCAUCACCACCUCGGAGACCGCCCACAACCUCCGCGUGAUGAAGUUCUCCGUGUCGCCCGUCGUGCGCGUCGCCGUCGAGCCCAAGAACCCCUCGGAUCUGCCCAAGCUCGUCGAAGGCCUCAAGCGUCUCUCCAAGUCCGACCCCUGCGUGAGGUGCUACAUCGAAGAGUCCGGUGAGCACAUCGUCGCCGGUGCCGGCGAGCUCCAUCUCGAGAUUUGCCUCAAGGAUCUCCAGGACGAGUUCACCGGAGUCGAGCUCAAGACCACCGACCCCGUCGUGUCGUUCCGCGAGACCGUCACCGACAAGUCCAACCAGACCUGUCUGUCCAAGUCGCCCAACAAGCACAACCGUCUCUACCUCACCGCCGAGCCCUUCGCCGACGGCCUCUCCGAGGCCAUCGAGGACGGCAAGAUCACCCCCCGCGACGACCCCAAGUCCCGCGCCCGCGAGCUCUCCGAGAAGUACGGCUGGGACGUCACCGAGGCCCGUAAGAUCUGGUGCUUCGGCCCCGAGACCACCGGCCCCAACACCCUCGUCGACGUGUCCAAGGGUGUCCAGUACCUUAACGAGAUCAAGGACUCGUUCGUCGCCGCCUUCCAGUGGGCCACCAAGGAGGGUGUGCUCUGCGAGGAGAACAUGCGCUCGAUCAAGUACAACAUCCACGACGUCACCCUCCACACCGACGCCAUCCACCGCGGUGGUGGUCAGAUCAUCCCCACUGCCCGCCGCGUCAUCUACGCUUGCCAGCUCACCGCCUCGCCCCGCCUCAUGGAGCCCGUCUACCUCGUCGAGAUCCAGUGCCCUGAGUCGGCCAUGGGCGGCAUCUACGCCACCCUCAACAGGCGUCGCGGCCACGUCAUCUCUGAGGAGCAGCGUCCCGGCACCCCGCUCUACAACGUCAAGGCCUACCUGCCCGUCAUGGAGUCCUUCGGCUUCACCGCCGAUCUCCGCUCGGCCACUUCCGGCCAGGCCUUCCCCCAGUGCGUGUUCGACCACUGGCAGGUCAUCCAGGGCGACCCCCUCGUCCCCGGCAAGCCCCAGGAGAUCGUCCUCGCCACCCGCAAGAGGAAGGGUCUCGCCCUCGAGAUCCCGCCCCUCGACCGCUUCCUCGACAAGCUGUAA
This is a messenger RNA of Acanthamoeba castellanii str. Neff, 2520 nucleotides long. Its product is annotated as eukaryotic translation elongation factor 2, putative. The record is from RefSeq and is a predicted model, not a curated record. NCBI's taxonomy places the organism in Eukaryota, Discosea, Longamoebia, Acanthamoebidae. Gene Ontology annotation, cellular component: ribonucleoprotein complex; cytosol. Gene Ontology annotation, biological process: translational elongation. The coding region runs from base 1 to 2520 and encodes 839 amino acids. Gene Ontology annotation, molecular function: GTPase activity; GTP binding; ribosome binding. The transcript has a single exon.